AUGGUGGACGGGAAACAACCAAAAACGCUGUACGAUAAAGUGUUCGACGCACAUGUGGUACACAAGGCGGAUGACAAUGACUCCUAUUUGAUUUAUAUCGAUAGACACAUCGUCCAUGAGGUCACAUCACCACAAGCGUUUGAAGGUCUAGUCAAUGCUGGGAGACAGGUGAGAAGAACAGAUUGUACACUGGCUACUGUCGACCACAACAUUCCAACGGAAUCUCGGAAGAACUUCAAGUCGACUGACACUUUCAUCAAAGAACGCGACUCUCGCUUACAAGUGAAGACUCUUGAACAGAAUGUCAAAAUUCACAAAAUUCCAUUCUUUGGGAUGACCCAGGCGGAACAAGGUAUCGUCCAUGUUAUUGGUCCCGAACAAGGUUUCACCUUGCCGGGAACAACCGUUGUUUGCGGGGAUUCUCAUACCUCCACUCACGGAGCUUUUGGUUGUCUGGCCUUUGGGAUUGGUACCUCGGAAGUUGAACAUGUUUUAGCAACCCAAACAAUCAUUCAAACCAAGUCCAAGAACAUGAGAAUUUUGGUUAAGGGAAAAUUGAAACCAGGCGUCACCUCUAAGGAUUUGAUGCUCCAUAUUAUCGGCGUAAUCGGUACUGCAGGAGGUACCGGCUGUGUGAUGGAGUUUGCUGGUGAAGCUAUCGAAGAUCUUUCUAUUGAGGCCCGUAUGUCUAUGUGCAAUAUGUCCAUCGAAGCUGGUGCGAGGGCUGGUAUGAUAAAGCCCGACGAAAAGACUUUCCAGUACUUGAAGGGUCGGCCAUUAGCGCCAAAGGGUGAGGAGUGGGAAAAAGGUGUUGCGUUUUGGAAAACUCUAUUUUCUGAUCCAGAUGCAAAGUUUGACGAGGAGGUAAUCAUUGACGCCAACGAAAUCGCACCAACCAUUACCUGGGGCACGUCUCCACAAGAUGCGCUACCUAUUACUGCCUCCGUACCAGAUCCUUCUAAAGUUGACGACCCAACCAAGAAAUCUGGCAUGGAAAGAGCCCUUUUCUAUAUGGGCUUGAAGCCUAAUGUUCAGUUGGAGUCUAUUGAGAUUGAUAAAGUAUUUAUUGGUUCCUGUACGAACUCUCGUAUCGAGGACUUGAGAAAUGCUGCUGCUGUGGUUAAGGGUCACAAAAUUGCUCCAAAUGUUAUCAGAGCCAUGGUUGUUCCAGGUUCUGGUCUGGUUAAGAGACAAGCUCAAAAGGAAGGCCUUGACCGCAUUUUUGAAGAGGCUGGGUUUGAGUGGAGAGAGGCAGGCUGCUCUAUGUGCCUAGGUAUGAACCCAGAUAUUUUGCAACCCCAUGAAAGAUGUGCAUCGACAUCGAACAGGAACUUCGAGGGUCGUCAAGGUCCCUUAGGUCGUACUCACUUGAUGUCGCCAGCAAUGGCAGCAGCAGCCGGUAUUAAAGGUCGUUUGACCGACAUCAGGAAGUUUGAGUACAAGAACGGUGAUAUGGCGAAAAUUGAGGUGGAAGAAACGGAAGAGGAUCAAGUUUUGCAAGAUGAAACUUAUGAUCACAAAGAACCAACUCAGCCUCCAGAGGCCACAGAAGAUGCUGCGAAUGACAAGGUUGAUGACAUUCCGGUUUCUACUUCUACAAAGGUUGCAUCUGCUCCCGCGGGUAUGAAACCGUUCGUAACCCUAACUGGUAUCGGUGCACCUUUGGAUAAAGCAAACGUUGAUACUGAUGCUAUUAUCCCUAAACAAUUCCUAAAAACAAUAAAGAGAACGGGUUUGAAAAAUGGGUUGUUUUACGAAUGGAGAUUUACCAAGGGUGACGACAAUAACGAUAAACCGACUGACUUUGUGCUAAAUGUUGACCCAUGGACUAAGGCAGAAGUUCUAGUUGUUGGAGGAGACAAUUUCGGUUGUGGCUCUUCUAGAGAACACGCACCUUGGGCCUUGAAGGAUUUUGGUAUCAAAUCCAUCAUUGCUCCAUCUUUCGGUGACAUUUUCUAUAAUAACUGUUUCAAGAAUGGACUGUUGCCCAUUCGCGUGGAAAAGAAUAUUAUCACUGACACACUGCUCCCGAUCGCCAAAGCUGGUGGUAAGUUAACCGUGGAUUUACCAAGCCAAACAAUUUCUGAUGAAAAGGGUAAUGUUCUAGUUGACAACUUUGAAAUCGAGUCCUUCCGCAAGCAUUGUUUGGUCAAUGGUUUGGACGAUAUUGGCCUAACGUUGCAGUUGGAGGACUACAUUACCAAAUACGAAGAUAUUAGAAAAACGAAGUACUCUUUCUGGGAAGGAGGAUCGUCUUUGUUGAAUUCUGCUACUCCAUACAAAGAACAAAAGCCAAUCAGCACUUACAACUCUAUCCACCAAAACUGGUGA
Huiozyma naganishii CBS 8797 is the source of this 2331-nucleotide messenger RNA. RefSeq names its product 3-isopropylmalate dehydratase. Gene Ontology annotation, biological process: L-leucine biosynthetic process. Gene Ontology annotation, cellular component: 3-isopropylmalate dehydratase complex. The coding region runs from base 1 to 2331 and encodes 776 amino acids. The transcript has a single exon. NCBI's taxonomy places the organism in Eukaryota, Fungi, Ascomycota, Saccharomycetes, Saccharomycetales, Saccharomycetaceae. The record is from RefSeq and is a predicted model, not a curated record. Gene Ontology annotation, molecular function: 3-isopropylmalate dehydratase activity; 4 iron, 4 sulfur cluster binding.